Penicilliopsis zonata CBS 506.65 is the source of this 928-nucleotide messenger RNA. RefSeq lists its product as hypothetical. Bases 55 to 663 code for a protein of 202 amino acids. NCBI's taxonomy places the organism in Eukaryota, Fungi, Ascomycota, Eurotiomycetes, Eurotiales, Aspergillaceae. Gene Ontology annotation, molecular function: acyltransferase activity, transferring groups other than amino-acyl groups. The transcript has a single exon. The record is from RefSeq and is a predicted model, not a curated record.
ACACUACUACACUACUUCUACUAUAUACUACACUACUUCUACUACACUACUAUAAUGAACUUCCGCUCCUCUCGCCUGGUCUACCGCGCCAUUGAACCUGCCGACGACGACUUUCUGUAUACAGCCCUGUACAAUGACCCGGCUGUGCUGACGAAUAUCUAUCCUGGGGCCUUGAAGCCGUUGACAAAAGACGUGCCGGUGGAAAUCCGCAAGACAGUUAUUGAGACUGCUUUGAUUGCGGUGAUGAUGUGUAUUCCUAGUAGUGGUACUUCUAGUACUACUAGUGGUGGCACUGGGAGUACCGGUAGCACUGAAGAUACUACCUCAGUUGGAAUCAUUUUGUUAAAAAAAGACCCCCCCAAUCAACUGCAUCACCGGCGGGCAGAACUCGCCAUCGCCCUCGCCAGUGAACACCAAGGCAGAGGAUACGGCCCGGAGGCGAUCCGAUGGAUCCUAGACUGGGGAUUCCGCCAGGGGGGACUGCACCGGAUCAGUCUGCGCGUGUAUGGGGCCAACGAGCGGGCGCUGCGGGUGUAUCGCGCGAUAGGGUUUGUUCAGGAGGGGAGGCUGCGUGAGGCCAUGUGGCGGGAUGGGCGGUGGUGGGAUUUGAUUGAUAUGGCGAUUCUGGAGGAUGAGUGGGUGAGUGAGGGCAAUCUGAUCUGACAUAGUCUGGAGGGUAUUGAUCUAUAUGCAUAACCUAGGGUUAUACAUUAUGCUAUCGAGUAACCCAACCCUAAACUAGGUUGAUAAUGCCAUAACCCUAGGGUUAAAAAUAUAUGUUAUGCUAUGUAUAACCCUAACCCUAGGGUUAUACAACCCUAAGUACAGAACUGUAGAUCGGUGUUUACUAUUAUAACCCUAGGGUUAUAUAAUAGCAUAACAGAUAUUUGUAACCCUAGGGUUAUGGCAUUAUCAACCUAGUUUAGAG